GAGAGAGAGAGAGAGAGAGAGAGAACACACGCACGCAUCGUUGGGGCAGAGCAUCACCACAUACUGCACGUCCGCCACACUACAUCCUCAGGUGACUGAGAGGGGCUCUCCCACUGAGGUACCAGUCUGGGGGGUGCACAGAGAAAGAGUGAUGCUUCUGGCACUCGAACAGCAUCACAGGAGGAAGCCCUCAGCGAGCAUCAUUAAGUACUUGUGAGUGACCUGAACAGAGCAUCAUGGGAGGAGUGGCACUGGACGAAGGAGGCAGUGGGGUGAAGGCCCCAGAUGGAGGAUGGGGCUGGGCCGUUCUUUUUGGCUGUUUCGUGAUCACUGGAUUUUCCUAUGCUUUCCCCAAAGCCGUGAGCGUCUUUUUUAAGGAGCUGAUUAAAGAGUUUGGUGUGGGCUACAGUGACACUGCCUGGAUCUCCUCUAUUCUGCUGGCCAUGCUCUAUGGCUCAGGGCCUUUGUGUAGCGUUUUGGUAAAUCGCUUUGGGUGUCGACCUGUAAUGAUGGUGGGUGGCCUCUUUGCUUCUCUUGGCAUGGUCUUGGCAUCCUUUUCCACCAGCAUUAUUCACAUCUAUCUCAGCACUGGAGUGAUCACAGGUCUCGGUCUUGCCCUGAAUUUCCAGCCUUCACUCAUCAUGCUGAACAGAUAUUUCAAUGAGAAAAGGCCCUUAGCCAAUGGGCUCGCGGCAGCUGGAAGUCCUGUAGCACUUUGCUGUUUGUCUCCAUUGGGCCAAGCUCUUCAGUACAUGUAUGGUUGGCGUGGUGGCUUCCUCAUCCUAGGGGCAUGCUGCUUAACUUGUGCAUGUGGAGCCCUCAUGAGACCCUUGACAGCUCCUAAGAAGAGUGAGGAGGACCAGGAAGCACACAAGGUAGUAGAAGAGAAGCCCAAACCAAAGCACAAGUUGCUGGACUUCAGUGUCUUUAAAGACCGGGGGUUUGUUAUUUACACAGUGGCAGCAGCUAUUAUGGUGCUGGGUCUCUUUGUGCCACCAGUUUUUGUGGUAAGCUAUGCCAAAGAGUUGGGCAAUGAGGACACCAAGUCUGCCCUUCUGCUCACCAUCCUUGGUUUCAUCGAUAUUUUUGCCAGGCCCACAUGUGGUAUUAUUGCUGGACUGAAGUGGGUACGCCCACGCUGUGUCUACUUCUUCAGUUUCGCCAUGAUCUUCAAUGGCAUCACUGAUAUUAUAGGCUCAAUGUCAAAGGACUAUUCAGCACUGGUAGUCUUCUGCAUCUUCUUUGGUAUCUCCUAUGGCAUGGUGGGGGCCUUGCAAUUUGAAGUACUAAUGGCUAUCGUGGGAACAGAGAAGUUUUCCAGUGCCAUUGGACUUGUACUUCUAGUAGAGGCCAUUGCUGUACUAGUGGGACCACCCGGUGCAGGACGUCUCCUGGAUGCCACCAAGGUCUACAUGUACGUCUUUCUCCUGGCAGGCUGUGAGGUGGUCCUCUCAGCUGUAGUACUUUGUGUCUGCAAUCUGCUCUUCAUCAAAAAGAAGCCCCAGCAGUCUGAUCCUUGUGCAAAGAUGGAGAGGGCUGUAACGGAGACUGAGAUGGAGCAGCUGAACAAAGUUCAACAGGAUGAUCACGAGGAUGGAGGUGACAGAGGAGAGGCAGAGCCCAAGAAGGAGCAGGAAGGUGAACAAAGCAAUCAAGAAACAAGUGAAAAGCCAGAGGUGGAACCACAGAAUCGGUCCACAAAGGAACCAGCGGCCAGUAAGGAUGAGAUGGACUCGGUAGACCUUGAGACAGGUACAAAAGAAGCAACCAAAGUGAAUGGAUGUGUUGUUGAACCUGAAUCUUCUCUGUGAUGACAUCACCAUAAGGAACCAUAAAUGUUUUCAGAAGGACUGAAGAAAGAACCAGAUUAAAUCAAGAUAUUGCAGUUUUGUGUGUGUGACUGGUGUUUUGAUAUUGUGAGCUUUACUGUACUGCGUGUCACAUAAUAUGUGGUAAUGUUUCAAUUUCACUGAUACAAAAUCAUAAUAGACAAAUGUAUUUAGAGUACGCUUUGCCUCUUAUUGCCUUGUAUAGUAACAAGACAAUAACAGAAUCCUAUCCAAUGAACCAAAUACAAGAAUGACAGUAUCUCUAACAAAAGAAAACACAGAAAAGAAAGAUUAUGGGUAAAGUUUAUGUAUAAUCAUAUGCAAGCAAGCCAAAAAGAGAAUGUAAACUCUUAAUUGUUUAAGCCUUCUUUAAACUCUUUUAGUGGUGAUUCUUCAAUGAAAAUCCAGUGGGCCAAGUCCAAGAACACAACAUUAAAGUACUCAGUAUCUAAGAAGGGAUGAGGUGCUAUUUAAAGGGACUACACAGAUUACUAAGAGUGUAGAAGAGAGAUUAAAAUGGAUUAAAGUCUCAGACUUCAUUGUAGAUUUGUCACCAAAUCUAUGACCAGUAAACAUUCAUGGGGCAUCAGCAUUAAUAUUACAUGUUCUACAUGUUUGUCUUUGGCAUACAGUGUUGGCUGCUGUAUAUUGUGUUAUUAGGCAUACUGUGAAGAACUGUUUGUGGCUAAACUGUCCUUGAGUGAGCAUGAGAACAUAUUAUAUGGACAUUGUUAUUAGGUUUUAAAUUUAGAUGUUGGACCUGUGUCUCACCAAACUCAAAACUGUAUAACAUACACCUUUGUUUAACACACAGCUUUGAAGAAUGGUUUUAAACACAAGGUCCUAUCCACACAGAUGAAUGUCUACACCAGGGUUUCCAAGUAUGGAUCCUGGAGUAUCCAGCCGCCAUAGGCCUACAGUUUUGGGCUUUCUCUUCUUCUAAAACACACGAUUAAACACAUUCGGUAAUUAAGAGUUCAUUGGUGAGCAAAAUUAAGUGUGUCAUUACAGAAGAAAUACCAAACCAGGGUUCUGAGGGCCAGGAUUAGGAAACACUUGUGUAUACCUCUACAGCACAGAUGAGCUUGCACUAAAUUGUUUUUGUGUGGCAAUAGCAACAGAGCUAUCAAAUAGUAAUCUUUGGUACUGGUACCAAUAGUUUUAUUAAUGUUAUUGUUAGGAUGUAAUAGAUUGUUAGUUUUGUUUUAUAGUAUUUUAUUUAUUACUUUUUUAGUUUUGUGCAAUAAUUCUGUUAAUUUUACAUUUUGGGACAGACGUGGCAGCUGCACAACCAUCAACCAACCUGUUGUUUGUAUUUAAACAUUCAUUUUUGUUCUGGGUUGUAUCAGUUAUAAAAGUGUUCAAAACAUGUUUGUACAUCUCAGCACUGAAAGGACAUCCCAUUCCGGAAAACCCACUAUGUAUUUCUAGUUGAGUUACUGGAUCAGCCAGGGGACAUUUCAGUGGUCACCUGUCUGUCUGGUGUGACUUUCGUUUGCUAACCAGCAGAGUGUACAUGAUGCUGCGUAUGUAUGCUUUACAUUUGGCUGUGCCUUAAAGUUGAACGACAGUCAAAUGCAAACCCAUAGAAUAUUUUAGAAAUAAAUAUUUCUGCCCUCACA
Molecule: messenger RNA, 3451 nt
Organism: Pygocentrus nattereri (red-bellied piranha)
Lineage: Eukaryota; Metazoa; Chordata; Actinopteri; Characiformes; Serrasalmidae
Gene: slc16a3b
Product: solute carrier family 16 member 3
Biological process (GO): monocarboxylic acid transport; transmembrane transport
Cellular component (GO): membrane
Molecular function (GO): monocarboxylic acid transmembrane transporter activity
Source: RefSeq, a predicted model, not a curated record